Arvicanthis niloticus (Nile rat) is the source of this 2129-nucleotide messenger RNA. RefSeq names its product intraflagellar transport 74 (gene Ift74). Gene Ontology annotation, biological process: cilium assembly; intraciliary transport involved in cilium assembly. The record is from RefSeq and is a predicted model, not a curated record. Gene Ontology annotation, cellular component: cilium; intraciliary transport particle B. Gene Ontology annotation, molecular function: beta-tubulin binding. Lineage: Eukaryota; Metazoa; Chordata; Mammalia; Rodentia; Muridae.
UAGGAUACGCGACGUCGCGCGGGACUCUGAGGCCUGGCGCCCAAGCUGUGCACUGGUGAGCGGGUGAGAUGCCGGACUGACGCUCGGGUAGGCUCCUCAGAAAGAAGUUCGUGUCGCGGGGUCCUAGCGGCGCCCCAUUCUCGCCAGGCAAGUGGUUAAAGUGAACAAUGGCCAGUAAUCACAAAUCUUCAGCCCCUCGCCCUAUUUCUCGGGGUGGAAUAGGUCUAACAGGAAGGCCUCCUUCUGGAAUAAGACCCCCAUCUGGCAAUGUUCGAGUGGCAACUGCAAUGCCACCAGCAACAGCAAGACCAGGUUCUCGUGGUGGGCCCCUAGGGACUGGUGGAGUUUUGUCAUCUCAAAUCAAAGUUGCUGAUCGUCCUGUAACCCAACAAGGUUUGAGUGGAAUGAAGACUGGCAUGAAAGGUCCCCAGAGGCAAAUUUUAGACAAAUCUUACUAUCUUGGACUUCUUAGGAGCAAAAUAAGUGAACUUACAACUGAAAUUAAUAAGCUUCAGAAAGAAAUAGAAAUGUACAACCAAGAAAAUUCAGUGUAUUUGUCAUAUGAAAAGAGGGCAGAGACAUUAGCUGUUGAAAUUAAAGACUUUCAAGGACAACUAGCAGACUACAACAUGUUGGUAGAUAAGCUUAAUACGAAUACUGAAAUGGAAGAAGUAAUGAAUGAUUACAACAUGCUUAAAGCUCAAAAUGAUCGAGAAACACAAAGUAUGGAUGUCAUAUUUACCGAAAGACAAGCGAAGGAAAAACAAAUCAGAAGUGUAGAAGAAGAAGUUGAACAAGAAAAACAAGCAGCAGAUGGCAUUAUCAAAAAUAUGUCUCCUGAAAAACAAGUCAAGUACAUAGAAAUGAAAACCACAAAUGAGAAACUGUUGCAGGAAUUAGAUACACUUCAGCAACAGCUAGAUUCAUUGAACAUAAAAAAGGAGAGCCUAGAAACUGAAAUAGCACACUCCCAGGUAAAACAAGAGGCUGUAUUGCUAUAUGAGAAACUUUAUGAGUUAGAGUCCCAUCGAGAUCAAAUGAUUGCAGAAGACAAGAGCAUGGGGUCGCCAAUGGAGGAAAGGGAGAGAUUGCUUAAGCAGGUUAAAGAAGAUAAUCAGGAAAUAGCCAGCAUGGAGAGACAGUUAACAGAUAUAAAGGAAAAAAUAAAUCAGUUUAGUGAAGAAAUUAGACAACUUGACAUGGAUUUAGAGGAACACCAAGGUGAAAUGAAUCAAAAAUACAAGGAACUCAAAAAAAAGGAAGAAAAUAUGGAUGCUUUUAUAGACACUUUUGAGGAAACGAAGAAUCAGGAACUAGAGAGGAAGGCACAGAUAGAAGCCAGCAUCAUCACACUUUUAGAGCAUUGCAGUCGGAAUAUAAAUCGUAUGAAACAGAUAUCCUCCAUCACCAACCAAGAGCUAAAGAUGAUGCAGGAUGACCUCAGCUUUAAAUCAACUGAGAUGCAGAAGUCACAGACAACAGCUAGGAACUUGACUUCAGAUAGUCAGCGUCUACAGCUGGAUCUACAGAAAAUGGAACUUCUGGAGAGUAAGAUGACAGAAGAGCAACAAUCUCUGAAAAACAAAAUUAAGCAAAUGACUGCUGACCUGGAGACAUACAGUGACCUGGCAGCUUUAAAAUCAUCAGCUGAAGAAAAAAAGAAGAAAUUACAUCAAGAAAGAACAGUAUUGUCAACCCACAGAAAUGCCUUUAAGAAAAUAAUGGAGAAACUGACCACAGAUUAUGAGGCACUGAAAACCCAACUUCAGGAUAAUGAGACACAUGCUCAGCUUACAAAUUUGGAGAGGAAGUGGCAGCACCUGGAGCAAAAUAAUUUUGUAAUGAAAGAGUUCAUAGCAACCAAGAGUCAAGAGAGUGAUUAUCAGCCAGUGAUUAAAAACGUGAUGAAGCAGAUUGCAGAGUACAAUAAAACCAUCAUGGAUGCUCUACAUAAUGCCAGCAGAAGCUGAAACUGAGUUGACUGAAUCGACAAGCAUCCUCAAGCAUGCUAAAAGUAAAUUAGUUUCCCCUUGAAGAGUUAAACUCCAGUUUUUGAAUGCCGUGGUUUUGUGAUCUCCUUGGAGGAGAGAUCUCUUGCACAGUUAAAUAAUUCAAUAAAAUGUUGCAUA